AUGGAUACGCGAAAGAACCCUUUUCUGACGCUGGGUUCGUUGUCUGGUAAAGCAUUGGAGUCUCCAAGCCCGUUGCGUAAGGGAACGUCCCGAAAUUCUGACCGACGGUUGCGGAUCGAGGUCCCGACUAUUAAAGAUGCUGAUCGUCUUGACUUUUGGAUCCAGUUGCGCCUCGGGGCGAGUGGCCGAGGGCUGCGCGCCGUUCCGUCGCGGCCAGUGGGCCGGACUUAUACGGCGCGCCGCCAACCGCCCGUGCGCCGCGCGGCGCCCGGGCGUCGAGACAGGCGGCGCGGCGGCGACGUGACGGCGUGCGGGUCACGGUCGCCUCUUCGCCCGUUAGCCCUUACACGGCCCGGCGCGCGCUGUGAGCGGCCGCCGCCGCAUCCGGGGCCCCGGGCCCCGCGCCCCCCUGCCCCCCAGGAGCCCCCUCCGCCGGCCGCCCCCGACAACAUGACCAUGGACUCGCACAUCGGGCUCGACUACAUCGUCGAGAACCCCGAGUACACCGCCAAGCUCGCCGCUGUGCUUUCGAGUGUCGCGGUUCGUGAAGGCAUUUCCAAGGAGGCGCGCUCUCUGAAACGAACGUUCGGCGGCUUAACACUGCGCGAGCAAUGGCGAGUCAAAGUUGCUGCCACCGUCCCUUCCAGUGCCGCCACUACCACCUCCGCAGCUACAGCCAUUUCUUCAGCCACCGCCCAACCUCCGCGACAGUCACAAGCACUACAACCACCGCCGUCACCGUCACCGUCACCCUCACCGCCGCCGCCUCUGCCGCCUCCUUCCAGUGCCACCAUUACCACCUCCACAGCUACAGCCAUUUCUUCAGCCACCGCCCCAACCUCUGCGACAGUCAGAAGCACUACUACCGUCACCAUCACCGUCACCGUCGCCGCCGCCGCCGCCGCCGCCGCCGCCACCGUCGCUCGCCGCCAAUUAGCUCUUGAGCUACUCCUCUGCGCGGCCGUCGCUCAGCCGCUCCGUUCGCUUACGUCGGGAAUUCCUGCACGUUGGGCUCCUCCCCUUAAAAGUGUUAAUUAA
Messenger RNA from Gryllus bimaculatus (two-spotted cricket), 1038 nucleotides. Lineage: Eukaryota; Metazoa; Arthropoda; Insecta; Orthoptera; Gryllidae. The record is from the annotation of a GenBank genome assembly.